AUGUUCGCCCCUCUGUUGAUACUGUCUCUGGGUUUAUGUGCCUCCGCUGCCGCCCUCAACCGUCGGGACACUAUCAACUGCACGACCAUACACACCGGCCCUCUGGGGCUAUUCUCUACCAACCAAACCGCUGCACCGCUCAAUCCCGCCGGUGUCAAUGCCUCUUUGUACUUCUGGGAUACCAAUCAGGCGGUCCUCGUAGAGGGAGGUGUCGCUCCGGAAUUUGAGUUCCAACGUUGUGAUAGCGAGUACAUGGGUUAUCACACAGUGUUCAACGGCUCAACGGUGACGAGUUACGGACAUCUUGUUCCCGUCGCAGAAGAGGCCUACUCGUGCAUCUUUGGCGGAAUAUUCCUCAUUGCAAUGAAUUCAGCUUGUUACUAUACCGAUGAUUCUAGUCAACAAGAAUUGUAUUGGGCUCUAACCAACGACACUCUAUCGAACACACUAUCAGUCUCUUUCGUCGGUGUCACUGCCAACGGGACAGCUUUAAACUACGAGGACGAUUUGUCGUACUACUAUGCCAUUGGCUCCUACCAAAAUCAAUCGGCCAUUUUGGCUGUGGGUUCGCCGGAGCCUAAUGCCACGUCACCGUACGAGCUGCGCUUUUUUAACUAG
This is a messenger RNA of Fibroporia radiculosa, 618 nucleotides long. RefSeq lists its product as uncharacterized. Lineage: Eukaryota; Fungi; Basidiomycota; Agaricomycetes; Polyporales; Fibroporiaceae. The transcript has 4 exons. The coding region runs from base 1 to 618 and encodes 205 amino acids. The record is from RefSeq and is a predicted model, not a curated record.